Achroia grisella is the source of this 1800-nucleotide messenger RNA. It is a transcript of the gene sage, whose product is annotated as transcription factor 21. Gene Ontology annotation, cellular component: nucleus. The record is from RefSeq and is a predicted model, not a curated record. Gene Ontology annotation, biological process: mesoderm formation; regulation of transcription by RNA polymerase II. Bases 114 to 815 code for a protein of 233 amino acids. Gene Ontology annotation, molecular function: RNA polymerase II cis-regulatory region sequence-specific DNA binding; protein dimerization activity; DNA-binding transcription factor activity, RNA polymerase II-specific. NCBI's taxonomy places the organism in Eukaryota, Metazoa, Arthropoda, Insecta, Lepidoptera, Pyralidae. The transcript is spliced from 4 exons.
UGCAUAGAACCUGAGAAGGUCUAUAAUAUUUGUUAUAAUUUAUAAUAUCCUGUUAUAAAUUUAUCGAUAUUAAUGCAGACAUAGAAGUGAUUAUUUGUAAAGUGUAUAAAAACAUGUAUAAUCCAACAUAUGACGACGAGGCACCAAUACCUCUAAUAGCUAAUUAUACAGUCGUGAAAGAAGGAGAGGAAGAAGAGAAGAGGGAGACAGAAGACCGAGUUAUUCUAGAAAUUGGCCGACAAGACGACAAACCUAAAGAAGAACACACAUUUUCGCACAAGAAGUACGAUAAAACGAUUUCACACCACAGAUCCUAUGUAUUAGAAGAUUAUGAACCGAGAAGAGUAACAUACUUCAGACCUCAUGAAUUAGAGCAUCCAAGUCAUGAAGGUCCAAGAUUUUAUGAGCAAGAGUUUAGAGAGAGUGUGGUACAAGACACAGCCAAUUCAGAAUCGUCAUUAGAUUUUUCCCACGAGUCCCAGGACACCGGUAAAUAUGGCGUGGAUGAUACCGCUCAAGAAACUAUUAUGAAUUGGAAAGAACGGGCGUUACAACUUGAAAAAGAGUAUAAGAAGACUGCUUGCGAUCGAGAGAGAACAAGGAUGAGAGACAUGAACCGUGCCUUCGACCUUCUGCGGUCUAAACUGCCGGUCACGAAGCCGUCCAAGAAGAAAUACUCAAAGAUCGAGUGUCUGAGGAUAGCAAUAUCGUACAUCAGGCAAUUGGAAUACAUGCUGGCAGGUGGUUCCCCAGACAAUCCGGCGUUCUUCGAAAUACAUGUGUCGGAUUUGAGAAGACGUCAGUCUAAGUUUUAGCUAGGAUUUAUGGACAGACAAUCCUAUACCCGUUAAUCUGUAAUAUUAUAUUAGCAUCGGAGGACUUGUUCUAUAUGUAUUAUAUAGUUAUAUUUUUCAUAAAUAUAUUACGUAACUAGUGAUAGAAGACCGCAUGACACAUCAAAAGCUAAUCAAAACAAAGAUUUCGUUAUAUAAUAUUCCUAGACUACUCAAACAACGGCAUCUAAUCCCAAGCUAAGCGGAGCUUGUGUUAUGGGUAUUAGACAACCGAUAUACAUAAUAUACAUAGAAACACUUAGACCGAUACAAUCAUAAUCAUGAAUACAAAUGUUUGUACCGUAUGACGAAUGGAAUUCGUGACCAUCGGAAGUAAAGCUCAAAGUAGUCUGAAAGGAUACCUCUGUGUUAUCUAUUUCAACCGCAAAACAGCUUGAUUUUUAAGUAGUUGUCGGCAAAAAUUGCGAAAUUUAUGGAUGAUCCCGAAUCACCACGAGAACGUAACAAUCUUCCGCAACAGACUUAACAAAUACUAACUCAGCCUAUAUAUAUAAAAUUGUGCCACAUUUGUUUUGUUUUACAAUGAUGUUACAACAGUGACUUAUUGAUAGCAAACACCUUUUCGCAUGAAAUCAUCCUAAUAGACCACCUGUAAUGUUGUUUGAUCAAUCGUCAAUACGUUUUCUGACAGCUAGAGGAAGUGUGAGUCGAAAUUUGGCUGCAGUCCAAACGGUUUCGCGUACUUAGGGCAAAUAAUGGGGAAAUGUACAGUAGUUGUAAAUUUACAGUUUUAAGAAAUUUAUAGUUCAGCUGACUUAGUCGCGGAAGAAUACUAACAGAACUCUGUAACUCUGACAUCGGGGCUCCUAGGUACACCAUGUGGAUUUCUUAAUGAGAAAAAAUCUCACCCUCUCCUCGCCUUCCAUCCAGCGGGAUACUGUCUUUGUGAACAUUAUCCAAGUGUAAAAGUGAAAGAAAGGGUUCAGCUGAAAUAGUGCUAAUAUUC